Perca fluviatilis (European perch) is the source of this 2770-nucleotide messenger RNA. It is a transcript of the gene pard6a, whose product is annotated as par-6 family cell polarity regulator alpha. Gene Ontology annotation, biological process: centrosome cycle; establishment or maintenance of cell polarity; regulation of cellular localization. The record is from RefSeq and is a predicted model, not a curated record. The transcript has 6 exons. Bases 325 to 1542 code for a protein of 405 amino acids. Gene Ontology annotation, molecular function: protein kinase C binding. Gene Ontology annotation, cellular component: apical plasma membrane; cell cortex; nucleus. NCBI's taxonomy places the organism in Eukaryota, Metazoa, Chordata, Actinopteri, Perciformes, Percidae.
AGCAGCGGGAGGACGGGUUACACCGGCACUUCACAUCCCACACUGGAUUUACCGGACUCCACCUGUCGCGAGCGCUCUGUUGUUUUUCCUGUCCGUGUCGUAAACGCUCUGACACAGCACGGCACGGCACGAGACACAAACACAGGAACGAGAGCUGGGAAAACCGAAAAGAACAUAAACAGGUGAAAUAAUGAGCGCUGCGGUUCUCUGAAGGAUUGUUCCGCUUAACCGAGGACCGAGGAGGAAACAGAAGCAUAGCCCCGGUGGAUGGGUUUUAUCCGCAGUGCCUGAGCCGAGCAGCAGAGCGGCCGAGCGGGGAGCACCAUGUCCAGACCGCCGCAGCCGCAGCAGCAGCACCGGACGCCGUUCAAACUCACCGACAGUGUGGUGGAGGUCAAGAGCAAAUUUGAGGCAGAAUACCGCCGCUUUGCCCUGAAGAGGAACGGCCCGGCGGGCUUUCAGGAGUUCUACCGCCUCCUCCAAACCAUCCAUCGCAUCCCCGGUGUGGACGUGCUGCUGGGAUACGCCGACGUCCACGGAGACCUCCUUCCCAUCAACAAUGACGACAACUUCCACAAAGCUGUCUCGUCAGCCAAUCCGCUGCUCCGCAUUAUCAUAACCAAGAGAGAGGAUGAACCGGUAGUUUUUGCCACCAACUCCCUUCAGAGGCGUAAAAAGGGGCUGGGCUUGACCGGCCUGCGCACCCCCGGCUCAGGCUCCACCCACUCCAAGAACAGACAGGGCCUUAUGAUAGGCCUGCCGCAGAACUUCCGACAGAUCUCCUCCAUCAUCGACGUGGACAUCUUACCCGAGACACAUCGGCGGGUACGACUGCACAAGCACGGUACCCACAAACCCCUGGGCUUCUACAUCCGGGACGGCGUGAGCAUGCGGGUCACACAGCAGGGCGUCGAGAAGGUCCCGGGGGUGUUCAUAUCCCGUCUGGUGCGGGGAGGGCUGGCAGAGAGCACGGGGCUGCUGGGAGUUAAUGACGAGAUCCUGGAGGUCAACGGCAUCGAUGUGGCGGGGAAAUCUUUGGAUCAGGUUACAGACAUGAUGGUGGCCAACAGCCACAACCUCAUAGUGACGGUCAAACCCGCCAACCAGAGGAACAACGUGGUGCAUCGUGGGAGCAAAACCUCAAUGGGCAACUCGGGUUCUGUGGGCUCAGCCGGAUCGAGCGGCUCGGCUCUGUCACAUGACUCGCCAAGCCCCGCCUCUCAGAGCAACCCCAUCACUGCGAGCAACAGCAUUGCCGAGGGCGACAGUGACGACGACGAUGACGACGGCGACCUGAUUCUGGAGAAUGACUGCCUGACGCCCUACGACGCCCAGCGGGUCGCCAACGGCAACAACACCAACCUUAACAGGGACUCCCCGGGGGUCAGGCCCCUCCCACAGAGCAUCUCCUUGCCCAAUAGCGUCGGAGCGUCCCUGAGCGACAGCUCGCCGGUGACGUCCAAUCAGAACGGAAACCCCGCCCACACACCCAGCAGCAGUCAGGAGAGCAUGAGAGAGGACGGCAACAUCAUCACACUGUGACACGGCUGGGACUAUGAGAUGGGCUGUCACCAUGACAACCGCGGAUGGCCGUGGUCCCGUCAGCACGUUUCCUUUUUAAAGACUCGCAGACCGUUCCUGUGGACAGGUGAGGCUCUGUCAGCCCUGGUGCAUCAUGGGGGUUUCCCAGUCUACACCGUAACAACACUGACUCUUUAUGUGGCUGAGGUCAGCUGUCAGGUUCCAAACAAGGAUUUAUAUUCGCCAGAGGAUGAUUCAAAUGCCAUCAUGUUUGAACUAGUGAUGUCCCGACCCCAAACGCAAUCUCUUCAGCUGUGACUCAGAAUGAAAAUCUGCAGAAUUUAGCGGACUGUUUUUCUGCUUGGGGUGGAGAUGUGUUUUUCUUUUUUUAAAAUUUGAUUCUGCAUCUGCAGAUGCCGCGUGGCCCUGCUGAUGUGCCAAUGAAGCUUCAUGAUCCAUCAGUUUCAUGAAGUAUCUUCUGAGCCCACUAGGGGGCGCUCUUGGUUUAAAGAAAAAAAGGUUCAACAAAUGGCCACUCACUGUGCUUCCCUUUUGUUGAACAGCGAGCGCCGACUAGUGGGCUCAGGAAGUAAAGGGAAUGCUUCAUCAAGCUUCAUGUAGACAUCAGAAACUAAUCGAUGUAGACUUUGGGAGAGCAACACGAUUGAGAAAUCUAGCCAUAAGUCAAGUCUGAGGUCAAGAGAUGUUAAAGAGAUGAUCUCUAUCCCAGGGUUGCACCAGUCCCAAACAUCCCGUUAACUGCAGGAUGGCUGACUCGUUGACUACAACGAGACGAAGAAAGAACAACAUCCAGUGAAACAUUAAUGGCUCUAUUUUCUUGGCAGCACAACAGUCAGUGGCAGCAGCACGGCAACAGUUUGCCAUUUCCCUGACUCUGAAACUCUCUCUGCUCACGUCUGUUUCUAGGGCUGCUAAUCUGGGGAUUUCAUCAACAGGAGCAAAGUCAAUACGGUACUUUUAGCAAAUGCUCAGCAAUAAUGGAGUCAUCUUUGAGAAUCAAACUAGCUACUACUUGCUUUUUGACAACUCAGUUGUAAAAUGAAAGUCUAAAUCCCUGCAGACAUGUGAAGGCAGCGGGACACAUGUUGAGGAUGGGAUUGGCUGAGAGUGUAUUACUAUAGACCUGCAGCGCUGCACUGGUUGUUGCAACAGCAGAAUAGAGCCCUAAUUGUAUUAUAAAUCACAUAAUAUAUUGAAGAAGGGGAUUUAAUAAAGGGAUUAAAUAAUA